AUGGGCGCUCCCCCGGGCAUGGCUGCCCCUGGGACGGCCCUUCCUCCAGGGAUUCAACAGGCAAACGCGCAACAGCCAGGUCGCCCAGGCGGCUUUCCAGCCAACUUUCAGCCUCCUCCCAACAUGCCCAACAUAAACUUCUCCGCGCCGGUUAUUCGACUUGGUACAUCUGGUCCCCCCAAGUCCGCGACACCUGAAGGUACAGGACGAUCUAGCGAAUCAAGUCGACGAGCCGGACUUGGGGCUACGAGCGUUGAGUCGCAGCGCCAGACCAUCCGCGAUGCGAUGAUGCAGCUUCAACCACCAACGAAAGAAGAAAUCUUGAGAACCAUAUUUGUUAGUGGUAUUACCGAGGGCACUGGAGGCGAUGACGGUGUAGAGCGUAUUCUACGAUGUGCAGGUAACCUGAAACGUUGGAUCCGCGCCACUGAUGCGGAUGAGAAGCCUUGCAAGUUUGGAUUUGCGGAAUACGAAGAUCUCGAAAGCCUCAGCGUGGCGUUAGAGAUUUUCAAGGAUGUCGAGGUUCCAGUUAAGCGACAGAUGCCUAGGGAAGAAGGCGAUAAGGAGGAGACUGAAGUGGAGAAGGCUAAGCUUUUGGUCGUUUUCGACGAAAGCACACUGAAAUACAUCGAGCAAUACCAGUUCACCGGGGAUGAGGAAGACGAUUCUGAUCGCAACUCCCGUAUUGACUCUGCCCGCCAAUCGCUUUUCACUGUGCUAGCAGAAUUAAUGCAUCCAACCGUACCUACGCAGACCGAUGAAGCAUCCACUGUUGAUCGCGACGGCGUCGUGUCUAUGCAGGAAGGAGGCGUCAAGGAUACUGCUGCGGAAGUCGUUACUAUCCCUAUCGCUGCUGAAGACGAAUUGUCGGACAUACCAGCUGAGAUGCGCGAGACGGUCGCCAAGGAAAUCGCUGCUUUCCGAGAGAGGAGCAACCGUCGGGAUCUUGAGCGUCUUCGCCGAGAGGAGGAAAUUGAAUCCAUGGAGCGUGCCAGGAAUUCGGGAGGACGUACCAACCGGCUGGUAUCCCCGCCUUUGUCAGCUCCCAGUGGACCUGCGGGAGGAGUCAAUGGUCGAAUGCACCCUCAGACCAAGGGCUUUGGUGUGCAGAUCCCGAAGGAGUACCAGAAAGGCGUCUCGUUCGUGAACGGUAACGGAGUGGCGUAUGGCCAGGAAGAUGAGGACACCGACACCAGCGACGAGGAACUGGAGCGUAGAAGACAAGAAAAGAGGAAUGCAGAAUUGGAGAAGCAAUUCUUAGAUCAGGAACGCAGAUGGUUGAACCGUGAACGGAGUCGUACAGCAGCUGUUGAACGUGAGAGAAAGCGUGACAGGGAAGAGGACGCCAAGGUCGAGGAAGCAAAAGAAACGAUGGCCAAAUUUCUUCGCGAGUGGAAUGACGAUGUGGAAGCUAGUCGUAAGGAGGAGGAAUACUAUGCAGACCAUGGAGCCUGGAUGCGAAACCGAGCGGCUAUCCGUGCAAGGGAAAUGAAGGCGGACGAAGCUGACCGAGCCGCUGAGGGACGAGAAAAGGCUCGAUCUGCUCAACAGCGUGAACAAGCUCGUGGUAUGGCGGACGACUUCUUGGCUCGCCAAGCUGAAGAGCUUGAAGCGCAACCACAAGCACCACGUGAACCUCAGCGAUUCAAACUUUCUCUUGGUGCGGCGGCACAGCAGAAAGCCCAGGCUGCCACGUCCCGUCGCACUGUUGCUGAAGUUGAAGGUCUACUCGAAGACGAAGAAGAGGGAGUCGCCACGACAAAACGCACGCUCGUCCCGAUCAAAUUCGAUACUGCUGCAGAAGCCUCUGGUCUCUCUGACGAAGAAAGGGCACAGGCUGUUCGACAGCUUGCGGCGGAAAUUCCUUCGGACAAGGAAGGCCUAUGGAAGUGGGAUGUCAAAUGGGAGUUUGUCGACGAGUCUGUUCUUGGCGAGCAGCUGAAACCAUUUGUUGAGAAGAAGAUUAUGGAGUAUCUCGGUGUGCAGGAGGAUAUGUUGGUUGAUGUUGUUGAAGAGCACAUUCGCAACCACGGAAAGCCCCAGGAGUUGGUCGAGCAAUUGGCCGAGGCCUUGGAUGAGGAAGCGGAAGUUUUGGUCAAGAAGUUGUGGCGUAUGAUCAUUUUCUUUUCUGAGAGUGAGAAGCGCGGUCUUUCGACAUAGUGAUGGUUUGUAUUCGGGGUUGCUCCAUGUAUCUACUGAUAUCUAGUAGGUAUGCGCUCUUCAGGGGCGUGGUCAAUUCAGAGAAUGGACUGCUAUUAUACAACAACUACUAUCUUACUCAACCAUCGGAGAAAACUGCGAGAUCCAUAUCAGGCACACUGCAUGCUAAUAGGCGGAAAAACCAUAGCAUCCUAUAAUCCCGCCAAUAGUAUCUAGUGGGGUAUUGCCCGAGUCACUUUUUACCCGCAAAAUGAACCCCCGCAUACAAAGCCUCAGUCAGUCUCAUCAUUGGAGCAUUAUUUGAAAUGGAUAUGGAAUACAAGGUAAAAAGGCAAGCGGACGUGGGAUGGUUGUAUGUAGUGCAGCCGGUCUGGUUUUUGACUAAUGGUUAUCUGGAACUUGGUUUAUAUAGCUUGGAUAUCCCCUCAUUGAUUUGAUUUCUCUCUCGUUUCUCUUCCUGGUUACAGCGCAUUACUGCAUAUUUCUUGUCCUUGCAUAGCAUAUUAAACUGUAACUGAUCAGUUGAUUUUCGACAG
This is a messenger RNA of Talaromyces stipitatus ATCC 10500, 2696 nucleotides long. RefSeq lists its product as uncharacterized. Lineage: Eukaryota; Fungi; Ascomycota; Eurotiomycetes; Eurotiales; Trichocomaceae. The transcript is spliced from 5 exons. The record is from RefSeq and is a predicted model, not a curated record. Gene Ontology annotation, biological process: mRNA processing. Gene Ontology annotation, cellular component: spliceosomal complex. The coding region runs from base 1 to 2160 and encodes 719 amino acids. Gene Ontology annotation, molecular function: mRNA binding.